This is a messenger RNA of Drosophila persimilis, 498 nucleotides long. Its product is annotated as cystatin-like protein. Lineage: Eukaryota; Metazoa; Arthropoda; Insecta; Diptera; Drosophilidae. The transcript is spliced from 2 exons. The record is from RefSeq and is a predicted model, not a curated record. Gene Ontology annotation, molecular function: cysteine-type endopeptidase inhibitor activity. The coding region runs from base 34 to 417 and encodes 127 amino acids.
UCUCUCAACCGUCGAGCUGUACACAUCUGAAAUAUGAACGGAAUGAAAAUGCUUACACUCUUGGGACUCAUGGUCGUGGGUUCUGGUGCCUUGGCUUCAGCCGAUGAGGCACCUAUUGUCGGCGGCCACACACAAUUGAGCGGAGAGAGGAAAGAGCAGGCUCUUACACUGCUGGACACCACCUUGUCGCAGCUCGCAACUGGAGAUGGACCCACCUACAAAGCUGUUAAUGUGACCACUGUGACGAGCCAAGUUGUUGCUGGUACUCUCUAUACGUACCAGGUGGAAUUGGACAAUGGAUCGGACAAGAAGGAUUGCACCGUCAAGAUCUGGACCCAGCCAUGGCUCAAGGAGAACGGUACCAACAUCAAGAUCAAGUGCGAGGGCGAUGAGGGUGAGCUGGAUCGCACCUGGUAGAUGAAAGUGUAUUCCAACCAGUCUAUACCUUUACCCUAGACUGGAUAAUCAAUUACAAUAAAUAAAGGUAUUCCGAAACUA